AUGUCUUCGAACUUUUCAACGCCUAUUACCCCUCCAAUAGACUCUACUGGAGAUCGGUUGAUGACUUUGGAGACGUAUGAUGGAAUCUGUUUACAAGGUUAUUCAUUUGGUGCUCCAAAAUCAGUAGCUGGUGAACUUGUAUUCCAAACUGGUAUGGUGGGCUACCCUGAGUCUAUCACAGACCCUUCUUACGAGGGACAGAUCUUAGUUAUCACUUACCCCUUAGUCGGUAACUAUGGUGUUCCAGAUCGUGAAGCCAGAGACGAACUUGUCAACCAAAUUCCAAAGUACUUUGAGUCUAACCGUAUCCAUGUCGCUGGUUUGGUUGUUGCUCAUUACACUGAGGAAUAUUCACAUUACUUAGCUACCUCCUCUCUUGGAAAAUGGUUACAACAAGAAGGAAUUCCAGCCAUUUACGGGGUUGACACAAGAGCUCUAACCAAGAGAUUGAGAGAAAAUGGAUCCACGUUGGGUCGUAUUGCUCUACAAAAGGAUGGUGCUCCAUUAGAAGCUUCUUUGUCGGCAAUUUCUUGGAAGAGUAAUUUUGAUCUUCCUGAGUGGAAGGAUCCCAACGUUGAGAACUUGGUUGCCUCAGUUUCUGUCAAGCAGCCAGUUGUCUACGAUCCUCCAAGUGAUUUAGCCGUUCUUGGAGCUAAUGGAAAACCUUUAAGAAUCGUUGCUGUUGAUGUUGGUAUGAAGUAUAACCAAAUCCGUUGCUUCGUUCGUCGUGGUGUUUCGUUGAAAGUCGUCCCUUGGGAUUAUGAUUUUUCCGCCGAAGAAUACGAUGGUUUAUUUAUUUCCAACGGUCCUGGUGAUCCAUCCGUGAUGCAAGAAACAGUCAAGACACUUUCUAAGGUGAUGGAACAAGCAAAAACUCCAAUAUUUGGUAUUUGUCUUGGUCACCAAUUGAUGGCUAGAGCUUCUGGUGCCUCUACGUUAAAACUUAAAUUUGGUAACAGAGGUCAUAAUAUUCCUUGUACCUCUACCAUUUCAGGUAGAUGUUACAUUACUUCACAGAACCACGGUUAUGCUGUGGACACAAAAUCUUUAACUGACGGAUGGAAAGAACUAUUCGUUAAUGCCAACGACGGCUCCAAUGAAGGUAUUUACCACACUGAAAAGCCUUUUUUCUCCGUUCAAUUUCAUCCUGAAUCUACUCCUGGUCCAAGAGAUACCGAAUUUCUUUUCGACGUAUUCAUCCAGUCGGUUAUUGAUUUCCAACAAUCGAAACAGCUCAAGCCAGUUUCAUUCCCAGGAGGCCUAUUAGCAGACAACAGAGCCAAGUUCCCCAGAGUCGAAGUCAAAAAGGUCUUGGUCUUGGGAUCCGGUGGUUUGUCUAUCGGUCAGGCUGGUGAGUUUGACUACUCUGGUUCGCAGGCCAUCAAAGCUUUGAAUGAAGAAGGCAUUUACACCAUCUUAAUUAAUCCCAACAUUGCCACUAUUCAAACUUCCAAGGGUUUAGCUGACAAAGUCUAUUUCCUUCCUGUCACUGCAGACUUUGUCCGGAAGGUCAUUAAACACGAACGACCGGAUGCUAUCUACUGUACUUUUGGUGGUCAGACAGCUUUAAGUGUUGGUAUCCAGUUAAAAGAUGAAUUUGAAUCCCUUGGGGUUAAAGUUCUGGGUACUCAAAUUGACACAGUUAUUACUACAGAGGAUCGUGAACUCUUUGCCAGAGCAAUGGAUGAAAUUAAUGAAAAAUGUGCAAAAUCUCGAUCUGCCUCUAAUUUAGCCGAAGCCAAGGUUGCUGUGAAAGCUAUUGGAUACCCUGUUAUUGUCAGAGCCGCUUAUGCUCUCGGUGGUUUAGGUUCCGGUUUUGCCAACAAUGACGACGAGCUUAUUGCCCUUUGUAACAAGGCAUUUGCUACCUCUCCUCAAGUUCUGAUUGAAAGAUCCAUGAAAGGUUGGAAGGAAAUUGAGUAUGAAGUCGUUCGUGAUGCAUUUGAUAACUGUAUCACCGUCUGUAACAUGGAAAAUUUUGAUCCAUUAGGUAUCCAUACUGGUGAUUCUAUUGUUGUUGCGCCAUCUCAGACUUUGUCGGAUGAAGACUACAAUAUGUUGCGUACCACUGCUGUUAACGUGAUUCGUCAUUUGGGUGUUGUUGGUGAGUGUAACAUUCAAUAUGCUUUGAAUCCAUUUUCAAAGGAGUACUGUAUUAUUGAAGUGAAUGCCCGUCUUUCCAGAUCUUCUGCUUUAGCUUCCAAGGCUACCGGAUAUCCUCUUGCUUAUACUGCUGCAAAGUUGGGUUUGAAUAUUCCUUUGAAUGAGAUCAAGAACUCUGUAACAAAAGUCACUUGUGCUUGCUUUGAGCCAUCUUUAGAUUAUGUUGUCGUCAAGAUCCCAAGGUGGGAUUUGAAGAAGUUCACUCGUGUUUCCACUCUUCUUUCUUCUUCCAUGAAGUCUGUUGGUGAAGUAAUGAGUAUCGGUAGGACUUUUGAAGAGGCCAUUCAGAAAGCCAUCAGAUCUACAGAUUACCAUAACUUGGGAUUCAAUGUCACUGAUGCUUUGAUGUCAAUUGAUAUUGAUUCAGAACUUCAAACUCCAUCUGAUCAACGAUUAUUUGCCGUUGCUAAUGCUUUGGGUUCAGGUUAUUCCGUUGAAAAAGUUUACGAAUUAACGAAUAUUGAUAAAUGGUUCCUGCACAAGUUGGAUAGCCUAAUCCAUUUUGCUAAGAGAAUAGAGAGCUACGAGUCUCAGGAUAACCUACCUGUUUCUGUACUUCGUCAGGCAAAACAACUUGGUUUUGAAGACCGACAAAUUGCUUUGUUCCUUAAAUCCAAUGAAGUUGCCAUUCGUCGUCUUAGAAAGGAUGCCGGUGUUUUACCAUUCGUCAAACAAAUCGAUACUGUGGCUGCUGAAUUCCCAGCCUUUACUAACUACCUAUACAUGACUUACAAUGCAGACUCCCAUGAUUUGUCUUUUGAUGAUCAUGGUGUCAUCGUUCUAGGAUCAGGUGUUUACCGAAUUGGUUCCUCAGUUGAAUUUGAUUGGUGUGCAGUUACUGCUAUCAGAACAUUGCGUGAACAUAAGUAUAAAACAAUUAUGAUCAAUUAUAACCCAGAAACUGUCUCGACUGACUAUGAUGAAGCUGACCGUCUAUAUUUUGAGACAAUCAACUUAGAGCGUGUAUUGGAUAUUUACGAUGUUGAACAAUCUUCAGGUGUGAUUAUCUCUAUGGGUGGUCAAACUUCAAACAAUAUCGCCCUUCCUUUGCAUCGUCAAAACGUUAAAAUAUUGGGUACUUCACCAGAAAUGAUUGACUCUGCGGAGAAUCGUUAUAAGUUUUCUCGUAUGCUGGAUAGAAUUGGUGUUGAUCAACCCGCUUGGAAGGAACUUACUUCUAUUGAAGAAGCAGAGGACUUUGCUGACAUGGUUUCAUACCCUGUGCUUGUUCGUCCUUCGUAUGUGCUUUCCGGUGCAGCCAUGAACACUGUUUAUUCAAGAGAUGAUCUUGCCUCUUAUCUGACUCAAGCUGUUGAGGUUUCUCCUGACUACCCAGUUGUCAUUACCAAAUACAUCGAAAACGCCAAAGAAAUUGAGAUGGAUGCUGUUGCCAAAGAUGGUAAACUUAUCAUGCAUGUCGUUUCCGAACACGUUGAGAAUGCCGGUGUGCACUCUGGAGACGCCACUUUGGUUGUUCCACCUCAAGACUUAGCAAAGGAAACUGUUGACAGAAUUGUUGAAGCUACCGCCAAAAUUGGACAAGCCCUGCAAGUCACUGGUCCUUACAAUAUUCAAUUCAUUGCCAAAGACAAUGAGAUCAAGGUUAUUGAAUGUAAUGUUCGUGCUUCUCGUUCUUAUCCUUUUAUAUCCAAGGUAGUAGGGACUAACCUUAUUGAAAUGGCUACUAAGGCAAUUAUGGACAUUCCAGUUGUUCCUUAUCCAGGUGAGAAGCUUCCUGCUGACUACUGUGCUGUGAAGGUACCCCAGUUCUCUUUCUCACGUCUUUCUGGUGCUGACCCGGUCUUAGGUGUUGAAAUGGCUUCCACUGGUGAAGUUGCCUGCUUCGGUCACAACAAAUACGAAGCCUAUCUCAAAUCUUUAAUUUCUACUGGUUUUCAAUUGCCAAAAAAGAACAUAUUAUUUUCCAUUGGUUCCUACAAAGAGAAGCAAGAAUUGAUGCCCUCUGUUAAGAAGUUGUACGAACUUGGUUACAAAUUGUUUGCUACCGCAGGUACUGCUGACUUUAUCCAACAGCAUGGAGUUCCAGUUCAAUACUUGGAUCUGCUUCCAGAGGAAAACCAAAAGUCGGAAUAUUCAUUAUCUCAACAUUUGGCCAACAACUUAAUUGAUCUGUACAUCAACCUUCCUUCUUCUAACAGAUUCCGUCGACCAGCCUCUUAUAUGUCCAAGGGUUAUAGAACUCGUCGUAUGGCUGUAGACUAUUCUGUACCUUUGGUGACCAAUGUUAAGUGUGCUAAACUGUUGGUUGAGGCCAUCUCAAGAGACAUCACGUUAGAUGCUUCAAGUAUUGACUCUCAAACCUCGCACAAGACAAUCACAAUUCCAGGUUUAAUCAGUAUUGCUACGUUCAAUCCAUCAUUCUCUCUUGAGAACGGAUCCACCAACUUGGAGACUAUAACCAAGGCUGCACUUGCUUCUGGUUUUACAUUUACCUCCAUUUUACCUUCCAGUGUUGAUGAAACUUCAAUUGUCGAUUCCAGGUCUUUAGCGGGAGCUACUGAGGUUGCCUUGUCUUCUGCUUAUACCGAUUACUCAUUUUCUGUUGCCGCUACGGAGCAGAAUUCCACACAAAUAGCCCAGGUUAUCAACAAGACUGCUUCCUUGUUCCUUCCUUUCAACAUAUUUACUAGAAACAAGGUUGCUGCUGUUUCUGAACAUUUCAGUGUCUGGCCUGAGUCCAAGCCAAUCAUCACAGAUGCCAAAACUACUGACUUGGCAUCCGUCUUAUUGAUAGCAUCAUUACACAACCGUAAGAUUCACGUUACAGGUGUUUCUAGUAAAGAUGAUUUGGCUCUUAUUUCAUUAGCCAAGCAGAAGAAAUUGCAGAUUACGUGUGAUGUGUCAAUCUAUUCUCUAUUUGCUUCUCAGACUGAGUAUCCUGGGGCAGAUUUUUUGCCCACUAAACAAGAUCAGGAAAGUCUCUGGGAAAACAUUGCUGAAAUUGAUUGUUUCUCAAUUGGAUCCGUUCCAUCAUUGCUCGCUCAGCAUCUUGGCAAGCCCAUUACUGCAGGGCUGGGUGUUUCUGAUGCCUUGCCAUUGUUAUUCACUGCUGUGGCUGAUGGCCGUCUUGCCGUUACUGACAUUGUUAGCAAAUUAUACGAGCGUCCUAGAGAAAUCUUUGAGCUAAAUGCGGACGAAUCUGUUGUGGAAAUUGAUUUGGAUCGUGCUAUGAGUUCUUUGAAAUCAGUUAACGACAUAUUCUCCCCUUUCUCGGCUGCUAAAUUGAAAGGUGUUGUUGAAAGAGUUUACAGGAAUGGACAGACAGUUUGUUUAGAAGGCUCUGUUGUUAUUGGAGAACCAUUAGGUAAGGAAGAGAUUUACAGAGGCAGACAUGCUUCGUUUGUUGAAUCACAGGAUGCUAUGUCUCCAUUAAUCAGAAGGGCUAAGCGCUUUUCCUUCAGUGAGCCAGGUCAGCAACUUCCACUUGUAAAUGAACAAGAAGAGGUUGCUCGCCAGUUAGGAACUAAGCUGGUGUCUCAGCCUCCUCGUGAGCUUUCUCCACCUAAUGCUAUCACGACUUACAUUAGAAAAGAGAAUCCUUUCUUGCGCCGCUCUGUUUUAUCAGUGAAUCAAUUUUCUCGUAAACAUUUCCACGCUCUGUUCAGUGUUGCUCAGGAAAUGAGAUUGGCUGUUGAGAGGCAGGGUGUUUUGGAUGUGUUGAAGGGUAGAGUGCUGACUACUGCUUUCUUCGAACCAUCCACAAGAACCAGAUCUUCGUUUGAUGCUGCUAUGCAAAGAUUAGGAGGUAGAGUGGUUUCCAUUAACGAAACCCAUUCUUCUGUCCAAAAGGGAGAAACUUUGCAGGAUACAAUUAGAACAAUGGCCUGCUAUUCUGAUGCCAUUGUUCUUCGUCAUCCUGACCCCGAAAGUGCAAGUAUUGCUGACAAGUACUCACCUAUUCCAAUCGUCAACGGUGGUAAUGGCUCAAGAGAGCACCCAACACAAGCAUUCUUGGAUUUGUUCACCAUUAGAGAAGAAUUGGGUACUGUGAAUGGUAUCGUUGUUACUUUCAUGGGUGAUCUGAAAUAUGGACGUCCAGUCCAUUCUCUAUGCCAUUUGUUACAACAUUACCAAGUUCGUAUCCAAUUGGUUGCUCCAAAGGAGUUGUCUUUGCCAAAGAAUUUGAAGCAAGAGCUGAUUGAUUCCGGAAUUUUGAUUGGCGAGUACACUGAACUCACAGAAAACAUCAUUGCAAAGAGUGACGUAGUCUACUGUACCAGAAUUCAGAAAGAGAGGUUCACUGACCCUGCUCAAUAUGAAUCUCUCAAGAACUCGUAUGUCAUUGACAACAAGGUUAUGUCUUAUGCCAAACAACACAUGUGCCUGUUGCACCCUCUUCCUAGAGUUAAUGAGAUUCAUGAGGAAGUUGACUUUGACCAGCGUGCAGCUUACUUCAGACAAAUGAAAUACGGCCUGUACGUCAGAAUGGCUCUACUUGCCAUGGUUAUUGGUGUUGACUUUUAG
This is a messenger RNA of Komagataella phaffii GS115, 6648 nucleotides long. Its product is annotated as Bifunctional carbamoylphosphate synthetase (CPSase)-aspartate transcarbamylase (ATCase). The record is from RefSeq and is a predicted model, not a curated record. NCBI's taxonomy places the organism in Eukaryota, Fungi, Ascomycota, Pichiomycetes, Pichiales, Pichiaceae. Gene Ontology annotation, cellular component: cytoplasm; cytosol. Gene Ontology annotation, biological process: L-citrulline biosynthetic process; 'de novo' pyrimidine nucleobase biosynthetic process; L-glutamine metabolic process. The transcript has a single exon. Gene Ontology annotation, molecular function: amino acid binding; carbamoyl-phosphate synthase (glutamine-hydrolyzing) activity; dihydroorotase activity. Bases 1 to 6648 code for a protein of 2215 amino acids.